AUGGCCGGGCUGGUAGGCUAUGAGAGCAGUGACGAAGAGACCGACGAGAUUGUGUCCCAGCCCGUUCAAGAGUCGUCCGAGCCGAUAGUCCAUGUCCCGGCCGAACCCACCACAGGCCCGGAUGUCAAACCACCGCGUGGGCCAGCUCACGCUGCGCCUCCCUCUGCUGAGCAGUCCGGCAUGAUUGGGCCCGUGCUACACCCGGCAGAAGAAUCAAAUCCCAGCUUCCCUCCCCUGGAGGAUGCACCCAUGGAGGACGAAGCACCAGCGCUGCCUCCCGGGUCGCCCUACUCAGCAAACCGCGCUCUGCUACGCAACCUCACCCUCCCAAGCGUGCCCAACAUGGACAUUCCACCCUCCCCUCCGGGGUCCCCUCCUCCCGGAACGAACAAGAAGUUCGAGCAGUUCCUCGAACUCAAGAAGAAAGGCGUGCACUUCAACUCCAAGAUUGCGCAGUCCUCGGCGCUGAAGAACCCCGGCCUCAUGGACAAGCUACUGAACUUUGCCGAGGUCGACCAGAAGGGUCAGUACAGCACGACCUUGGCACCUGAUCUGUGGGAGCCAAACGUGUUUCCCAAAGCAGCGUAUAAGGAGCAGCUGCGCCAGAGCCAGACUGAAGUUGGGAAGGCCAAGGCGAGGGCGAAAGGAGGUCCAGUUGAAUUUGUGGGAGCUAGUGGUCCAAGUAGUCGAGAUGCAACACCCAGUGUCCAGCCGCCUGCGGCCAGUACGGGAAAGCGGAAGACGAGAUUCGAUACCUGA
Messenger RNA from Neoarthrinium moseri, 759 nucleotides. RefSeq lists its product as uncharacterized. The transcript has 3 exons. Lineage: Eukaryota; Fungi; Ascomycota; Sordariomycetes; Amphisphaeriales; Apiosporaceae. The coding region runs from base 1 to 759 and encodes 252 amino acids. Gene Ontology annotation, cellular component: nucleus. The record is from RefSeq and is a predicted model, not a curated record. Gene Ontology annotation, biological process: regulation of DNA-templated transcription.